Messenger RNA from Ictalurus punctatus (channel catfish), 3018 nucleotides. Its product is annotated as UAP56-interacting factor. The transcript is spliced from 9 exons. NCBI's taxonomy places the organism in Eukaryota, Metazoa, Chordata, Actinopteri, Siluriformes, Ictaluridae. Gene Ontology annotation, molecular function: mRNA binding. The coding region runs from base 244 to 1200 and encodes 318 amino acids. The record is from RefSeq and is a predicted model, not a curated record. Gene Ontology annotation, biological process: mRNA export from nucleus.
CUAAUUGUUUUUGGUGUCAUACAACACUUGUGUUAAUUCUUCUUGUUUUCAAUAAUAAAUUAUUUUUGUUUUAUAUAAAACGCCAGCGAGUUCACGCAUGCGCAGUAUAAUUAACUCGCGCAGAGGCGAAAGCUAGCAUAGCGCGUUUAGCCUUAGAGCUAAGUUGGUAGGAGCUCUCGCGACCUUUUUUUUUAUUAAUUAUUUUUUCUCUCCACACACAAACAACUGAAAUUGACCUCAACGAUGAAUACAUCAAGUUUCAAAUCAAGCGGUAAUGCAGAAGGACCCGAUAAAGUUGACAUGUCUCUCGAUGACAUUAUCCGGUUAAAUAAGAAGCAGAAGCAGAUCCAGGGUCAGAAGGUGACGCUGAGGAAGCAGAGGCUCGGUGUGAGAGGACGAUUAGCGCCGGGGAGACGAGCAGGAGCGCCACUGCACCGAGGAGGCGGAGUGAAUAAGCUGUUCCGGCGGCGUGGACAGGGCGUGAUCACCGGCCUCGCAGCAAGGAAAGCGGCCUUGCUUAAAGGCGUCAGUCCGUUAAACCGACCCGUGCUGAACCGGGCUAACCUGAACAAACACGGCAUUAACCGAGCUUCAGUGAAACGCACUGCUCUCUUUCAGAGAACUAGGCCAUUUGUUUCGCCGCACAGACACGCGCUCGCACACGUGCAGAUGCAGAGGCGGCCGUAUAUGCUGGCGGACACCCAGAAAGCUCCGGGUCGAGUCUCUAACGGACCCUUCAGAUUGCGCAGGAAAUGGAACGCUCCUCCGGUGAACGAGUCACAGAGGGAGGCCCGCCAGGCUAUGUUCCUCUCCAGAAGAGGCCUGAAGGUUCGUGCUCACGUGCAGAAGACGGCGCCGAUCCAAGCAGCUCAGAGAACACGGAGAACCCGACCGUGGCGCAGUCCUCAGAACAACAGCGGCAUUCUCACUGUGUCCAUAGAUAACCCCGGAGCCAGAACUCAGCCUGAACCCGCCCACUCCUGGUCGCUCCACCCACCCACAGUGACUCCACCCCCUCAGAACACAGCACCAGAGCCUGAGAGGAAAAAACCCAAAGGGGUGCCGCUGCAGUUUGACAUCAACAGCGUGGGAAAACAGACGGCCAUGACGCUUAACGAGCGCUUCCGCAUCCUGAAAAUGAAGCGCAUGGCGGCGGUGCAGCAGAACGCCAGAGGUGGCCGCUUCGUCACCGUGGGCUAGCACCCGGCUCGGAGAGCCAAUUACAAAAGCUUGCCGAGGUCACAUGACUCCCGUGGCACCUCUUGCAGCACGGACGGCUGCUCCAACGCUGUUUGAACAGACUUUCCUUGUCUGAAGUGACUAUUGUUUUUGCCCCCCCCAAGGUCGGAAUACGGAUUUGACGGGAAUUCUUUCCAUAAUUUGCGUCCUGCGUUUGCCAUUUUCAGUGACGGUCCCUUUUUUCCCCCAAAGCCGGAGUCCCUAUGUUUUUCUUAUUCAUGUCUUUUUACGUUAAGCAACCUUUUUUUUAAAAAAAAAUGUUUUAUGACCUGCCAGGAGUUAGUGCAUAUUGACUUUUUUGUUGUUGUUGUUGAACAGUUGGGUGUUUUAAACAUUUUUUAAAAAUAUAAAAAAUAAAUAAACACCUUGUUGUGAUAAAUAUUUGUAGUGGUGUUAAUGUAUCAGGAUGAUAAUGUUAGUGGAUUUAUCAGUUCUUUGACUUUUCGUAAUUGAAUCAAUACUGCAAAAAUCCAGCUAACUGGAUACCCGGUAAUAUUCCUAAAUUAACCAGCUGAAAAGAAAUAUUGCGUUUAUAUAAUUUAAGAAAACAGUGCUUUUGUCUUUGCUCUUAUUGAUCACAUUUUUAUGGAUCAGCUGAUUAAGGCUUUCAGCAUUCACCAUAAAGACUUAUAAUAAUCCUAAAUCUUUUUAUUCGGGAUUGGCAAAUUCAAUUUAGGAUUUAAGAAUCAGUCCUUUCUGAAACGGAACCCUGGUCACCUUCACAAAAUGUUUAAACAAACAAACAAAAAAUCCCAAAGUUAAUUUGUAAAGUUGUAGCUGUUGAAGUUUGCCUCCGUACAAGUAGGGAGCACUUAAAUGCAGAUUUGUAGGCGGUACAAACCUAAUGGAAAACAAGACUAAACGAGCAAAGUGUUGCUUGUUGCAAUCUACAAUUAUAAAUGAACUACUAUAAUAAGUAAGAUACUAUAAUAAAUGUUGGGUAGUAUUAUUAUGAGGUAUUAUAAUAAAUUAUUCAAUGAAAUGAGGUAUUAUAAUGAGUUAUAAUAAAUGUUGAGCGGUAUUGUAAUACAUGAGAAUGUAAUGAGGUAUUGCAAGAAAUGAGGUAAAGUACUUUUAUAAAUAUGAGGUAACAAUGAGGUACUAUAAUGUAUUACAAUGAGGUAAUUAUAAUGAGGUACUAUAACAAAUACGAUGUUAUGAGGUACUAUAAUAAAUGAGGUACUAUAAUGAUGUAUUAUAAUAUGAGGUAAUUAUGAGGUACUAUAAUAAAUGAGGUAAUGAGAUAUAAUAAAUAUGAUGUUAUGAGGUACUAUAAUAAAUGAAGUACUAUAAUAAAUAUGAGGUAAUGUAAUAAAUAAAAGAUCUCAUUUGAUUAACAAGCAGUCUCAGGGAAUAAAAAAAACCCUGCAGUGUCAGGACUUUGAAUAUUGCAUUUAUUUAAAUACAUUAAAUUUGUUUUUGCAAUGUAACAAAACUAUUGGCAUAUGAAACUCCAACACCAUUUAAAGGAACAAAAACAUGGCUCACUUCAUAUUUUUUCCCCCACUGGCUAGUGUGCAGAAAGAACACUAGUCUGCCCCCCCCCCUUCCCCCAGUCUCUCCCCCCUCCCCCCUCCCCCCAUCAUGACAUUGUUCACAGCCUGCUAUCUCACAACCAGAAUACAAACAUGAGGUAUGGAAGUGGUUCGACAUAAAAAAGAAAGAAAAUACUAGAACAUGCAAGAACAUGCUAAAAAGCGACAACAAUUGUGAACAAUAACAAAAUGUGCAUUAAAAAAAAAAAAAAAAAUUACACUGCCUUGCAUCUUUGGUUACAAA